Messenger RNA from Amphiprion ocellaris (clown anemonefish), 6271 nucleotides. It is a transcript of the gene dlg4a, whose product is annotated as disks large homolog 4. The transcript has 22 exons. Gene Ontology annotation, biological process: AMPA glutamate receptor clustering; postsynaptic neurotransmitter receptor diffusion trapping; chemical synaptic transmission. NCBI's taxonomy places the organism in Eukaryota, Metazoa, Chordata, Actinopteri, Pomacentridae. Gene Ontology annotation, cellular component: neuromuscular junction; postsynaptic density membrane; neuron projection. Gene Ontology annotation, molecular function: kinase binding. The record is from RefSeq and is a predicted model, not a curated record. The coding region runs from base 569 to 2896 and encodes 775 amino acids.
UUUUGCCGUCUUAUUCUCUGUUUCUCUUUUUCCCUUUUCUUUCCACAGUGUGAGCCCCCCCUCCCCAUUUUUUUCUCCAUGUGUGUGUGUUAAUCCCACAACCUCUGCUUUCCAUCUCCAUCCUCCCCUUCCUUUCCUCCAUCUCUUUUCACAUUCACCCCAUCUUUUCCUUUCUUUUUUUCCACCACUCCUUUGUCGCCUCGGAGAGAGAAGAAAAAAUCGCUCACCUUCUCCUUUAUUUCCACUCUUUCUCUCUCUCUCUCUCUCAUGCUAAAUUCCAAGACCACCCUCUCUCCUCUCCUCUCUCUUUUCUUUGCUCACUCUCUCUAUUUCCCUGUGGCCCUCCCCCUCCCUUUUCAUGUUUCCCCCUCCCUCCAUCCUCUCUUUCCCUCGCUGGUUCAGUUAGUCAAAGAAGAGACUCACGGAAGGAGAGAAAAGGGGGGAAAGGCAGGACGAGAGUGAGAGCGCAGGAGUGGGGCAGGCUGGGGAGAGGGGUGUGGGGUCUCAGCCCUCUGUCGUGGGGGGUUGGGGGGGUUGAGAUACACCCCAAUAUUUUGUUCUAAGUACCAUGGACUGCCUCUGCAUUGUGACUACAAAGAAGUACAGGUACCAGGAUGAGGAGACGCCCCCCUUGGAGCACAGUCCAGCACAUCUGGCUCCAGGGAAAAGUGCAGAGAUGCUUCACAUGAGUGACAAGAACCUUGCUGCCAUGGAGGCCAUACACGGCUACACACCACAUACACAUAUCUCUCCUGUCAAGCCUGUGUUGAUGUCUACGGGACACACUCCAAUGUACACCUCCGCUGUUUCCACACUGGGAAAUACUCCCCCAGUGGUGGUGAACACUGACACACUCGAUGGCUCCCCAUAUGUGAAUGGGACAGAAGGAGAAAUCGAGUAUGAAGAAAUCACACUGGAGAGAGGUAACUCAGGAUUGGGCUUCAGCAUAGCAGGGGGAACAGACAACCCUCAUGUGGGCGACGACCCCAGCAUCUUCAUCACCAAAAUCAUACCUGGAGGAGCCGCAGCUCAGGACGGACGGCUGAGUGUGAACGACUGCAUCCUAUUUGUGAAUGAUGUUGAUGUAAGGGAGGUGACACACAGCCAAGCUGUAGAGGCUCUUAAGGAGGCAGGUGCUAUCGUCCGCCUCUACGUUCUCCGCAGAAAACCAGCAGCAGAAAAAGUCACUGAAAUCAAACUAAUCAAAGGGCCUAAAGGAUUAGGCUUCAGCAUUGCUGGAGGGGUGGGAAACCAGCACAUACCAGGAGAUAACAGUAUCUAUGUCACCAAGAUCAUUGAAGGCGGGGCGGCUCAUAAAGAUGGACGCCUGCAGAUCGGGGACAAGAUCUUAGCGGUGAACAAUGUGUGCCUGGAGGACGUGAUGCAUGAGGAUGCGGUGGGGGCUCUGAAGAACACAGCAGAGGUGGUGUACCUCAGGGUGGCCAAGCCCAACAACCUGUUCCUGACCAACUCCUACAACCCUCCAGACCUCACCAGCACAUAUUCCCACAUGGAUACUGAACUCAGCCACCCCAACUAUCUUGGCUCAGAUUACCCACAAGCCCUCACUCCCACCUCGCCGAGUCGGUUUUCUCCUGUACUGCACGGUAUUAUGGGAGAUGAUGACAUCCCCAGGGAGCCUCGCCGAGUUUUGAUCCACCGAGGCUCCACAGGUCUGGGAUUCAACAUUGUUGGAGGAGAGGAUGGAGAGGGAAUCUUUAUCUCCUUCAUCCUGGCAGGAGGGCCGGCUGACCUGAGCGGAGAGCUGCACAAAGGCGAUCAGAUCCUCAGUGUAAAUGGCGUGGACCUUCGUAUGGCCACACAUGAACAGGCAGCUGCAGCAUUAAAGAACGCUGGCCAAACAGUAACCAUCAUCGCUCAGUACAGACCCGAUGAGUAUAGCCGUUUUGAGGCUAAGAUCCAUGACUUGAGGGAGCAGCUGAUGAACAGCAGUAUGGGCUCUGGGACAACAACGCUAAGGAGUAACCCAAAGAGAGGCUUCUACAUCAGGGCUCUGUUUGACUACGAUAAGACUGCAGACUGUGGCUUCCUUAGUCAAGCACUGGGCUUCAAGUUUGGCGAUGUGCUGCACGUGUUGGACUGCGGAGACGAGGAGUGGUGGCAGGCUCGAAAGGUCAGCCCACAGAAUGAGGCUGAAGAGGUCGGCUUCAUCCCCAGCAAGCACAGGGUGGAAAGAAAAGAGUGGUCUCGUGUUAACACCAAAGAGAGGGACCAUGGUCGAGACACCUUGAGCACUCAAGGGAGAGAUAAAACCUCACACAGUUAUGAGACAGUUACUCAAGUGGAAGUACAUUAUGCGAGGCCCAUCAUCAUUCUGGGUCCCGUGAAGGACAGGAUAAAUGAUGACCUGUUGUCUGAGUUCCCUGAUAAGUUUGGAUCUUGUGUCCCACACACCACGCGGCCCAAGAGGGAGUACGAGGUGGAUGGGCGGGACUAUCACUUUGUGUCGUCACGGGAACAGAUGGAGAAGGACAUCCAGAGCCAUCGGUUCAUCGAGGCUGGACAGUACAACAGUCACCUGUACGGCACCAGUGUCCAGAGUGUCAGAGAGGUGGCUGAACAGCAGGGGAAACACUGCAUUCUGGAUGUCUCUGCCAACGCUGUGCGUCGACUACAAGCAGCUCAGCUUCAUCCUAUUGCCAUCUUUGUCCGGCCCAAGUCACUGGAGAAUGUCCUAGAAAUCAAUACUCGCCUGACCGAGGAACAGGCCAGGAAAGGAAUGGACCGAGCCCUCAAACUAGAGCAAGACUUUCUAGAGUGUUUCUCGGCUGUCGUCGAAGGGGACAGCUUUGAAGAGGUCUAUCACAAAGUAAAGACAGUGAUCGAGGAGCAAUCAGGGCCUUACAUCUGGAUUCCCACCCGGGAGAGGCUGUGAUGCUGCACCCGCUCAACCACCCCUUCCCUCACAACCACCAACCGACACCACCCUUCACCCUCACAGCCAAACCAGCCUCGCCUGCCUGUCUGUCCUCCAGCAAAGUCAGUGCUUAGGCAAUCACUGAGAAUGACACAGAGAGACAAAUGCAUACUAAGACAAACACAGAGACAGAGACAAACACAGGAAGUGACACAGCGAGGCAGAGAACGAUACCAAAAAGAGACUCUGAGACAGAUGUGAACACAGCGAUGUGUCAGUAAACCGAAAGAGACGGAGAGAAAAAGACUUAAUCAGUAUUCCACUUUAACGAAGCAGGACUGAAUAUUGAGGCCCUGUUCACACUUUGCAUUAAAAUGCGUCUUGGAUACAAGUGGACAGCUCUAAACACAGCUGUGACUGCACCCGAAACUGGAGAAGCAGAUUUCCUAACUGCAGUUUAGUGAUGCUAAAUAACUUGUGUGUAUGCACACGUGUUUCCUCUGUUUAGAUGCAGUUGCAGUUUCCCAAUCACAAGUGAUUACUUGCGACAGAUUUCAGAUGCAUUUUGAUGCCAGGUGUGAACUGCAGUCCACACCAUCUGGAUCUUAACACAGUCUAGAUAUAUCUGGAUGCAAGACAUUAGGUGUGAGCAGGGCUUGAAAGAGAGUAGAGGGUGACCCAGCAGGGAUGGACCGCGAGGUAGUAAAAUCGCCUCACCCUCCUCAUCCAUCUCAAGUCUCAUGCCCCCACUGAACACCUCCACACACCAAUGUCUGAGAUGGAGGUGCCCAAAAAGACACUGGCCCCUCUUUUUAUAUCACCCUCUGGCUUUCUGUCCUCCUCCUCCUGUCAGCUCUGCUUUGUUUCAGGACAGGAAUGGGGGAAGACUGAGAACAGGGGCCCAAAUCCUGCUGAGUCCCUCUUGACCAGGAGUCUUUACUCAGCAAACACCUCCCCCUUUUUGUGAAUCCCUUCUUGGUUCUGGGUGUGAACACAGAAUAACACCUCAGUGACCAAGACUGGCAUUUGUUCAGUCACAUAUGUUGAAUAUUGCGAGGCAUUAGUUCAAAUAAUUAUAAUGAUAAAAACUCAUAUGCUGAAUUUGUGCAUGCAUCCUCAAAGACAAUGGAGACGGGAGAUGAAAACAAUGGAAAAAUCUGACAAAAAAAAGACAAAAUAUUCAAAAGAAAGGCGAAUAAGUAAGGUGUGUUCUCCUUCUCCACCUCCUUAUUGUGGAGGAGUUUUUUAGCAUGUCUCAUGAAGGAAGAAGAGAGACAUGGUCAUGUGAUGUGGUCAUGAGAGGCCAGUCCUGAGCGCUCUAGAUGCUCUGACAUACAGUUUAGUCUCUACUCUCUUAUGCACACACACUCACGCACCCACACACAAACACACAUACACUCUCACACCCAUCCAGUGACACACACAUGUAGAGUCAUAACCUCAGCUGUAACCUAGCACACCCCUCCACAGUGGGGGGGGGGGGGGGGACUGGCUGUUCUGACCUGCUAGUCAGAAUCCAGGAUGAAUGUUAUCUCUCUAGGCACAAACAGCAGAGCUCUUAUAGCUUCAUCGCACCACAAGCUACUCACCGGUCACUCUUCCAAAAGAUCCCCUCAGCCGCAGACGUACACACUGUUUCCAGUGCCCGCAGUAAAAGCCAUGGCGUGUGCGUAUGUGUCUGUGUGUGUGCAAGUGCGUACGUGUCCCUGAUCGUGCACAGUCGUGCACAUUCAUGUGUGGAAACUCCUCUGUGUGGGAGGAACACGUCUUCUUUUAUGCUCUCUCGUCCACUUUUCUCUGCUUCUUUCUCCCUCUUGUGUCCACACAAAUUAAAGCUAAGUCAUGUUUAACAAAUAAAUGGCCUAUAUAUAUAAAUAUAUAUAAAUAUAUAUAUAUAUCUUUUUUAUGACAAUUUCUAACGGGACUAAGUCUGUAAAAAUCAACAUUUCCAAACAAUAUUCCAUUGGUUUCUUUGGGUAAUAUUGCAGUUUGGUUGUUGAAUUUACUCACAUUCCCAUUUUAUUGUUGUAAAACGCAGCGAAAAGCUACACAGAAAUAACUGAACCAUUCAAAUCGAUGUAACGCAGACCUCACAAUAGAGCUUUGAACUGACAUAUUUGACAUGUUGUUGUAUACGUUGAAAACAAACUGAAACACAUGUACAAUGCAGCUGUGUGUGUCUGCGUGACUGUGUGCGUGUGCAUACGUGUGUUUGCUGCUUGUGUGUGCGAGUGGCAAGAAAGUGUGUGUUAUGUAUAGAAUAUAAAUGAUACUAUAUGAGAAUAUCUAUCCUUUAUAACAUCUACUGGUGGUUAUAAUGUGUAAUACAUAUAUGGGUGGUGUGCGUAUGCGUGUGUGUGCCAGAGUGAGAGAGUGAGACACACACAUGAAGAUGUAGUGCAAUACUGCUAUGAUGUUAUGCAAUGAAGAUGGGUUUAUGUGUCUAAGAUUAAAAACGGUAUUUAUAAAGUUUGCACUGACAGCAUUAUAUGCUACAGGUAUCAGGAGGACAAAGAUGGUGAGUGAAAGCAGUAGGACUCAAGGUCAGCGUUUUAAAAGCAUGUGUUUGUAUUUACUUAUGAUUUGUUCUGAAUUACAAGAGUGAAGGUGGAAAUAUUGAUGGAAGUGAUCAUUCAUAUUUAUUGUUUGUUUGAUUUUGCUCACUUGCUUCUCUCAGCUCAAAGUGGAACAGCUGAGGCUUGUGAAUGACGAAGUAUCAGUUUCAAAUUUUUGUUCACGGUUUAUUAUUUAUUUGGAACUGUCACUAGUUCCAUCUCAAGUCUGUAUAUUUUUGUAAUUUUUCUUCUUUUUUUUUUGGGUUUUCCACAUUGAGAGAGUUCUUGGGUCUCGGCCAGAAGUGCUGUAAAUAUAAUUGAGAUGUUGGAGUGCUGUGUGGCUUUAGAUUUAGCCGUUCACACUGCUGAAUUGAUGCAAGUAAAGAAUCCAUCAGAGCCACAGCCCAGUUUAACUGCUCAAACACAGAAACAACAUCUGCACACUCCGGGUGGGCAACACACACAUACACACACACACUCACUCAAAGAUAUCAGCACGUCCACACAUGCAUUUACAUUUACACAUCGAGAGAAUCACAGAAAUAACAACACAUCCAUGAAUUGAAUAUUACGUUUUCAAUUUCUUUAUUUGAGAGUUCAAUGUAUUUCUUAAUCUCUCUCUCUCAGCCAUCCGUAUCAUAGUGUGAUAUUCCUUAUAAAGUAUAUGAAUUUUUACAGAAAAGACUGAAUUACAAAGUUACAACAAAGUCAACUGAUGCAGAAAAAUAUAUUUAACAAUGACAAUAUCAAGCAAAAUAAAAUGUUCCAGUUCAGUGAAGCGCUUGUUGUAAAUUAGCUAUAAAAUAAUAAAAAUUAAUUUAAAAAUGCUUUCUGAAAA